AUGCCAGCAAGCAUCGAACGAACGUCGGGGUGCCCCGGAUCAUGUCCGAACUUCCUGCUGAAGCUCUACAAGAAAGGCGUUCGACCGGAAGACAUUGGCAUUAUCACACCGUACCAACAGCAGGUCAAGACAAUUCGGCGUAUUCUGGAUGAAAGUAAUUUGCAGAAACCAAAAAUCGGAAGCGUGGAGGAAUUCCAAGGCCAGGAGCGUAUGGUGAUUAUUAUAUCUACUGUGCGAACUUCGAAAUCGCUGCUGCAAAGCGACCUGCAGCAUGCACUUGGUUUCAUUGCCAGCCCAAAGCGCUUGAAUGUGGCCAUCUCCCGUGCACGGGCGCUGCUUUUGAUCUUCGGUAGCCCUCAUCUGCUGUCAGCGGACAAACACUGGCGAAAUCUGUUGUUCAGGGCGAUUAAUUCCGGUUCGUACUGUGGGUGCGAUCUUCCCGAGCAUAUUGAUCCCACGGAGCCAGCGCUGAAUGGCGACGCACACAAGGAGGAGUGA
This is a messenger RNA of Toxorhynchites rutilus septentrionalis, 498 nucleotides long. RefSeq names its product probable RNA helicase armi. The record is from RefSeq and is a predicted model, not a curated record. Lineage: Eukaryota; Metazoa; Arthropoda; Insecta; Diptera; Culicidae. The coding region runs from base 1 to 498 and encodes 165 amino acids. The transcript has a single exon.